AUGUUCGCCCCAGUCCGACAACGGUGUGCCCGAAGCCUUGCAAAGGCACCAAUUCAACCCGCCGACGCGAUCCCGACUUUUCUAUUACCCACAUUCUCGAGACCAUCACGGCAAAGGACCUUUACCAGCACCGCACCAUGUCAGUCCAAGAUCGGCUCUGCGCCGCUCUCGAUACCCCAGGGCGUCACCUUCAAGGUGAACGCACCUUCAGCAAAAGAUAAGGGAUCACGUAUACAGGCUAUGUCUACAGUACAUAUCAAAGGACCGCUUGGUGAACUUUCUAUGGACAUCCCUCCAUACAUCAAUAUCAACCAGGAUGCGAGCCCGAAUGGCCCUACACUCUCCAUUGAGGAUGCGACAGAUGCGAAACAAAGAGCCAUGUGGGGUACCACUCGCGCAUACCUCCAAAAUCACAUUCUUGGUGUGAGUGAAGGCCAUAGCGCUAUUCUCCGCUUCGUCGGUGUUGGAUUCCGUGCCUCGGUCGAAGAUAGCGCAACAACUGUCAAUUCAGAAUACCCCGGUCAAAAGUUUAUCAAUCUGAAGGUCGGAUACUCUCACCCAGUCGAGCUGGGCAUACCCAAGGGCGUUACCGCAAGCACACCGCAGCCGACUCGCUUACUACUAGAGGGUCCUGAGAAAGAGGUGGUUAUGCAGUUUGCAGCAGAGAUCAGGAAUUGGAGAAAACCUGAACCUUACAAGGGCAAGGGCAUCUUUGUCAACGGAGAGACGAUUAAGCUUAAGAACAAAAGAGUUGGAGGCAAAUAA
This is a messenger RNA of Bipolaris zeicola 26-R-13, 765 nucleotides long. RefSeq lists its product as uncharacterized. Gene Ontology annotation, cellular component: mitochondrial large ribosomal subunit; ribosome. Gene Ontology annotation, molecular function: structural constituent of ribosome; rRNA binding. The record is from RefSeq and is a predicted model, not a curated record. Lineage: Eukaryota; Fungi; Ascomycota; Dothideomycetes; Pleosporales; Pleosporaceae. Gene Ontology annotation, biological process: translation. The coding region runs from base 1 to 765 and encodes 254 amino acids. The transcript is spliced from 2 exons.